Molecule: messenger RNA, 1204 nt
Organism: Halteromyces radiatus
Lineage: Eukaryota; Fungi; Mucoromycota; Mucoromycetes; Mucorales; Cunninghamellaceae
Exons: 3
Coding region: 16-1116 (366 amino acids)
Source: RefSeq, a predicted model, not a curated record
GUUUUGUAUUCCAACAUGAACCAAAAUAAUAUCAAUAACGAUUUAUUCGCAAACAGUAUAAAACCUCAAUCAUCCAAAUAUACCGCACCUACUAAUUUUAUUGGAAAAAAACCAAAAAAGAAGGAAAUAUUGGUGACAAAAGCAAGAAAACGGUCUCAUCAAACUUCUGAAAAAGUAGAACCUACUACCAAACUUCCAAGACUCAAUGAUGUCGACAAUAUAUCCAAAACGAAUAACAAGAAUAUCAAUUUAAAAGUAUGUCCAUAUUGCAAGGAGGUGCUUCGAUACAACAAUAACGACGACGAGAAUGACGACGAUAAUUCAUAUUCACUACCUUUGAAACUUAAGGAAGCACUGGAUCAAAUUGAAUCGGAUGACCUUCAGUAUGCUCAACAAAGAAAAGACAAUGCUUCACACUUUUACCUUCCAAAACGACGUGCUGUCAGCAACAUGGAUCAAUUUCGAUUUUGUCAAUUACAUACCUUGGAACUCAAAGUCAAACCCGAAGGUAUCAAGAAUGGAUACCCUAUUGAUCUGGAUUUUAUGGGUUUAGAUACACGUAUUGAAGAAAAGAAACUUGAUCUAAUCAAAGUGAUCGAUGGUCAUAUCGACAGUCCUUAUAGAGAAACAGCAUUGGCAACUUAUAAGAAAAUGGGCUCACAUAAGGCAAGAAGUACAAUGGGAUUGAUCGGACGAUUUGAUAAAACCAUGCCUGGAUACUAUGGAUCAAAGGGUGCUUCCAUCAUACUCAAGAUACUCAAUGAUAUGUUUUUACGAACUGGAUAUAUUACAAAAGAAAAGGUACAUCCUCAAAAACCAAUGGAAUAUAUUCAACAAGUGCUUAUACCCGAAACUGGAUGGCGAUUAAUUGAAGAGGAUAUGAUGAAACAAGGAAAGAAAUUAGGAUCCAACGAUGAUAGUAGCAGGAUGAUGGCAAUGAAAAUAAUGAAAAAAAGUGCCGAUUUUGGAAUGAAGAUGUACCCCUUGGAUGAUGAAGACAUAGCAAAUUCCACUUGUGAUAAUGACAAGGACAAUGAUGAUGACAACAGCAGUCAUGAUGAUGAUAGCGAACAAGAAAGUGUGACCUAUUCAGAUGAAGAAAAUACAGAUAGUUAAUCUUGAUAUAGUUUAAUCAGUUUAGAAUUAGAUAAUAAUUAUUUAUAUUACAAUAAAAUAAAUUACAAUACAAGACUUUUUUUUUUUU